Spirometra erinaceieuropaei is the source of this 528-nucleotide messenger RNA. The record is from the annotation of a GenBank genome assembly. NCBI's taxonomy places the organism in Eukaryota, Metazoa, Platyhelminthes, Cestoda, Diphyllobothriidea, Diphyllobothriidae.
AUGGAUAAAUCGAUUGACCGAGUUCUCAUCCGAGGCCCAGGCUUCAAUCAAUUCUCGGCCUGUUUUGUUUCCGGCGUGGGCGACCAUUUUGAUGGCUGCGAAGUUGAGGCGUACGAUGAAACUCGGAAUGCACUCAAAAUUGAACACCUCAUGAGACUGUUUGAAUUCUGCCAACUAACCUUCUUCACUUUUGCGGGAGAGACUUAUGAACAGGUCAAAGGAACCCCAAUGGGCUCACCGGUCUCCGGUUUAGUGGCAGAACUAGUCCUACAGGAGUUAGAAAAGAUUGCCUUCACCCAACAUGAACCGGUGUUUUGGCGCCGUUACGUGGACGACACGUCCGUCAUCGUAAAGAAGGACAUGCUGCAACAUUUCCACAGCCUGUUCAACACAGUCUUCCCUGAUACAAAAUUCACGAGGGAAGAAGAACAGGAACAGCAGUUGCCCUUCCUGGAUGUGCUUGUUAGACGAAGCCCUAACGGUGAACUUGAAACGACGGUUUAUAGGAAGGCAACGAAUACCGCAUAG